AUGGAAAUUUGCAAUAGCAAAACUAAAAAUGGUUUGCUGUUCAGCUUACAAAAAAUGAAUAGGCUUCCAUCGAUGGACAAACUAAUUGCUAAAACCAUCAUACCAUUUUACAAAAAUAAGAGAAAAUUGAAGCAUUGAUCGCUUGUUCUCACUUUUUUCUGCAAUCCAAAGAGUAAGGCCCUGAAGCCACCUAAAAAAGAAUAUCUGCGUUGCAAGCUAAUUCGAGGUCACAAGCGCAUUCUGAGGCAAUUAAGAAAGUGCGUGAUGCCUAGAAAGACGCUGAACAGAUUUGACCAUUCAAGUCACAGCGCUCGCAGACUUUUUGAUAUGCUCAGGAGCUGCUACUAUAGAAAUGCUGAGGAGCUUGAUCGACUCAGUGAAACAUCAUCGGGCCCAAUUACAGAUGGAAGAGCAAAGCGAAAGCACACGCCUUUGGCUCAUGUCGAGAACAGCUUUAAUGUCACGUUCUGUGAGUCUUAUUUUAGCCCAGCUUCUAUACGGGAAAGCUAUUUUUUAUAUGUUGAACUGGUGUUUUCAGAAUUAAAUCCAGAAAUCUUGUGCGACAAGUUUGAUUUCUGGUGCUGCAAGAAGCGGAGACAUGAUGGAACUUGCGUUGAAAAGUGGCUAUUAAUGAAGGAUGUUAUUCAAUUUAAUAUGAUAAGUGAACUAGGCAACGAGCCUAUAGUUCCUUCAGAAAUAAUUCUCCCCAAGUAUGAUUUCGGAGGAUCAGAAGAGGCUGGAGUUUCUGAUAUAAAGAUUGAUACUGCUUCUGAAGAUUUGGAGAUGAGAAAUGACAAUUCAGAGGACUCUAGUUAA
Messenger RNA from Blepharisma stoltei, 816 nucleotides. NCBI's taxonomy places the organism in Eukaryota, Ciliophora, Heterotrichea, Heterotrichida, Blepharismidae. The record is from the annotation of a GenBank genome assembly.